GAGCCGGCGGGUCACAUGCAGCGGAAGAGACGCUUGUUCUCGGACGGCUUUCGCCUCUCCGGCCUCCGUUCCUGGGAGGUUUGCGCGCGCGCGGUGGGGGAAGCCGUUUGUCUCGCUCUUGAAGGCGGGAGUCCUUCCCGGCUGCAGUUCUUGGCGUCGGGUGCAAGGAUGAGCGAGCAAGAGGAAGAAGCGUGAUCUACGGAGGAGGUGAGCAACCGCCGGGGCCCGGCUUUAAUGUUGAGGCUUCUUCCUAGAGGAGUGUUUUGUUGUUUGCAAAAGUUAAAAAGAGCGGCUUACGCGCGCCCCUGGGAAUUGUGGUGAAGCAGGUUGAGGGUGCAGCGUUGCUUAGCUGGGAGUAAGCAUUGUUAAACAUGCAAGUCAACAUCCUUAGUAAAAAGUUGCCGGCCAAAUACCUCUGGAAAGCUCUGCGUUGUAGAGGCCGCAGCGUGGUAGCACAGUAUUCGCCAUCCCGUUUUCCUCCAACCUAAGCAACCUGAGAACCGUCUCUGAGGACUGAAUAUACGAACUGUGAAUGUAGACUGAUCUCUCUCUGUUUAUACACUGAUAGUAACUGAGCGCAUGGACAUCUGAGCAAAUAAGGGGUGAAUGAAAAGACAGUUUAUUUGCCCUGAAAUCAUGUCUGCAUUGGGUGUUUUACAUUGGGGAGGGGGCACCAUUGCUUAAUUCUUUUGCUUCUGUGUUUCUAUCCUGUGGGACCUGCCCUGAAGCACAAUUAGAAACAGCAGGCCUGUAUAGGUAGCAGCGUCUCCACCGCUCUCUCUUCAGGCCUGCAACAUGGUGCCACUGCAUGUACUUCAUACUUAUAACUAAAAUUUAUCUGCUGCUAGAUUACCUUUCAUGGGAAUUGGCACUCGGGUGGCAAGAGUCCAGACCAGGGAUGGAGAACCCCUUUCAGCCCAAGGGCCACAUUCCCUUUUGGACAGCUUUCCAGGGGCCGCAGGCCAGCUGUGGGCAGGGUGGGGGCAAAAGUGGGCAGAGCAAGGGAUGCCACAUUUACCAUAGGCUAGUUUCUACACUUAUUCACACACUUCUUUGUCCGUAAUUCAUACAAGCAAGAGACAUUAUCGGAGUUCAAGGACACCUUCCGGCCACCCCCAGCCCCAAAAGGUGUGUGUGAAGUGAUGGAUUUGACUUGGGAGAAACAGGUGUUGCCUGGGAAGAGAUCCAAGCGCCAGACAGGCCUGGAGGGCCAGCUUCAGCCCCCAGGCUUGAGUUUCCUCACCCCCUGGUCCAGAGGUAUGUCUUGCCAGGACAACAAUCUAUGCAGGAAAUUCAGAGGAGGUUAUAGAUCAGCUCUUCCCCUUUCCCAGAGAACUUGCGGGACCUGAUUGAAUGCAACUCCAGGCAAACUUUCCAUGUGCUCCUUGAGCAAAUGGACUAGUGGCACAGCCCCUGACGGGAUUUGACAGGCCUGAUGCUUGCUAAACAUGUUCAGUGCUUUACUUUCUCAUUAUCCUGCCUCCCACUGCAACAAUCCUUUACCCACUUUCUUGGGAGUAAGCACUAUUCAACCCUAUGGGAUGGACUUCUGCAUAGACAUGUACAGUGGUGCCUCGCAAGACGAAAAGAAUCCGUUCUGUGAGUCUCUUCGUCUAGCGGUUUUUUCGUCUUGCGAAGCAAGCCCAUUGACGGAUUAGCGGCUUUUAGCGGCUUUUAACGGCUUAUCAGCUUAUCGGAUAAGCAGAUAAGCGGCUUAACGGCUUAGAAAAAGGGGGGGGGGCACGGGAACAAAACCCGCAGGAACUCGCAAGACAUUUUCGUCUUGCGAAGCAAGCCCAUAGGAGCUUCGUUUUGCGAAGCACCUCCAAAACGGAAAACUCUUUCGUCUAGCGAGUUUUCCGUCUUGCGAGGCAUUCGUCUUGCGGGGCACCACUGUAUGUUGUCAGUCCUGCUUUGCAGGCACGUUUCCCUAGCUGGACAUUCUCAGGCUGGAAAUGGCUGUUGCUAUUGAUUGGGUUGUUUUUAAUAGUUGCCUGCACUGUAUUGUACAGUUGGUUUGAUCAGGGAUGUUAACAAAAAAUAUAACAGUGAGUGUAUUGUAAGCAGUGUUGAGAGCUUGCUACAGGGUUAUAAAUUUUAGCAAACCAUGAAUAGCUGUGUUUUGCUUCUCUCUCUUUUUACAUAAAACUAGUGCUCCUCUUUGUGCCCUGUCCAGAGCAACAGCUGCUGGACUUUCAUAAUCCAGGCUCUUCCGUGUCUCCUAGGUUUGCCUGUCUCUCUUCCUGUUGAUGUCGUGAAAUUAGUAUGAGUAGACUACUGAAAUGAGCCAUUAUAUAACUUAUUCCGUGAGAAUCAGAAAGCCCAUAUAUAAGCUCACUCCCCUUUCUUGUAGAUUGACCAGUCACCACAGUGGUACCUCGGGUUAAGUACUUAAUUCGUUCCGGAGGUCCGUUCUUAACCUGAAACUGUUCUUAACCUGAAGCACCACUUUAGCUAAUGGGGCCUCCUGCUGCCGCCGCACCGCCAGAGCCCAAUUUCUGUACUUAUCCUGAAGCAAAGUUCUUAACCUGAAGCACUAUUUCUGGGUUAGCGGAGUCUGUAACCUGAAGCGUAUGUAACCCGAGGUACCACUAUAUUCCCUAAUAAAUAUUAACUCUGCUGCAAAGGGAUUCUCAGUUCCCAUGUUGUGAAAGCUGUUCCCUGUCUUCCGGAACAGAAGGAAAUGGGGUCUCCUGAAGCAGCCAAGAGGAUCCUCCCAGUGUGGAUGACAAAGAGGGUGACUGAGCCAGCACAACAAGCAGGGAUGAAGCCAAAGAGAAGGAAGAAGGCAGCUUUGGCAAAGUAAGUUGCCUUUGUGUUGUUUCUUUUAACCCAGGGAAGGAAGGUUGGGUUUCACUUUGGCCUCUACUUAGAAGUUUCUGUAGGGCUCAAACCCAUGACCCUGAGACUAAGAGCCUUGUGCUCUACCAACUGAGCUAUCCCAGUCUCCCAUCUAUAUGUUUGACUUUGUCUGCAUGUAGAUGGUAAGGGCUGUAGCUCCGUGGUGUGGCAGAAGGUCCCAGGUUCACUCCCUGUCAUGUUGCGUUAGGGUAGGGAGAACCCCGAAACCAUGGAGAUUUUGCUGCUAGCCAAUGUAGACGAUACUAUGCUAGAUGGUCUGACGUAGUUUAAGGCAGUUUCCUCUAUAAAACAUGGGCUAUCUUUUAUGUUGGUGGCUCCCAAGAAAGGCAGAAUAACUGGCACGUUGGCAGUCUUGUUUUUGUUCCCUCCAUCAUUAAUGGGUUUAGAAAGCAUUGCCUUAUACACUUUGAACACGUUCAAGUUGUUGUGUGCCCAGUGAUGGUAGCAUUAAAUAGAGGUGGCAGGGAGGGGAGUGCACCACAGAACAGAACCUAUUGCAGAUUUUGGUGCCGAUGUUGCUAUGCCAACAGCACUGAUCAUGCUGAUUCAGCUGGAAGCUUGCCUGCAGUCUUGUGUGAAUUUGUGGGCGUCGGCUGUGCUGCUUGUGUUCCAGUUGCUCAUAAAUGUUUUGGUGCAGAAGCAGUCUGGCCCAGUCCCAUCUCACCUGCUCCAUUCUAGGUUUUCGUUCGUUAAGUUUGUAACCUCCCCUCACCACCCAACGCACACUCAUUUCCUUUCUAAAAUCUGUUACAAAGCAAUAGCGCUACUGUGCAUCCAUGGUUGCUUUCAGCCUUAUUAUCUCUAAAUGGCAAACACUGUCUGGUUGCAGAAAAUAAAGUUUUGGUGUGUAUGAGCAUGUACUUUCCAAACUAUCUUCUGUCUGGUUGAUUUUAGAUUUCAUGAAACUUUUUUUUGCUGUUGUUGCAGAUUUGAGACUAUUUAUUGUAUGAAUGAAGCUGAGCUAGUAGAUGCAGCUCUUUGCAUUAUGGCCGAGGUGAGCACUUAGGGGCAUGUUAUCCCAGUUGUGGGUAUUUGCACCUUCACUCCAUCUGAUGAUUUUUGGUUGACCCUCUUUUGUUAAUCCCUCUCUCAGUAGAACUGGCUGAGGACAGAGAAUUACAUUGUGACUGAAGCGUAGUUUAUAUUUGCUGUGUCCCCUUCUCUGAGAAACACAGCAGUGAUUCCAGCGUGUUUCUUUGGCCAUGGAGAAUCACUUGCAAUUUUGAAGAGAGGGACUAGGAUUUUAAAUGGACUCUCAUCAUUCACAAUGAGCAUGUAUUCCUACUUCCCUGGGCUUCACAUAAUAUUACAUUCUUGGCAACUAUGUACCCUGAAGAUGGGAGUGAAUAAACUUUUUUGACCUCCAUUUUUAGCUCCCUGCCCUUUUGCAGGCCAACUUUGACAGGAGAGUGUGGCCAUCCACCUGUCACCAUUAUUUUUAAAAAUAUUUGUAAUGACAACAUAUUGCCCACAUCAGUGGGGUGAGAUAUUGACCAACACAGAUUGACACUCCCCAUGCAUCAGUUGAUGCUCAGGGAAGGUCAAUUUUGCUUUCUGUAGAGUUUAGGUAUGCAAUAGUUCCCUGCAGGUAACACUUUUGCACACCUGAACUAAGAUUGACUGCCCCCAUGAAUCAACUGUUGUGCAGGGAGGUCAGUCCUGGUUUCAGCUGCAAAAGCAGCUGAUCUAGCUGCGACUCCAACUCCCCCACACUGGACAUCAGAUGUGGUUUAGGGGAAAUGGUCUGAUGGCCCACGUGCUGGAUGGAGGUUCUCUCUCAAGAGAUUGCUACUUAACAUGCAGAAAUGUGUACUUAACAUUAUUUUUUAUUUGCUAGAAUUGCAAGGCCAAGGAAGCCGAGAUGACUUCGUCAGAAGAUGAGUCCCAAGGGCCUCAGCAAGUGCUGGAAAAUCCUCUCUGCAGUUCAGUUAGUGGCAGCCAGCAAGGCAGAAGAACCCCCAGUGUUGGAUCCAAACCCCCAAAGGAGUUGGAGGCUUUAGGCUGCAUUGAGAAGACCAAAUCUGAGGAGGAGGAGGAUGCCUUAAAAUAUGUCCGGGAGAUCUUCUUUACUUAACUUUAAACCAUGAGCAGAUAAUGCCUUAUUUGAGACACUGGCAAUUUGGACACAUGAAGGUCAGACAAUCUGUUGUCCAUCCCUGUUAUGUAAAGGAUUGCUAAGCUUAAUGUUGGUGAAGCACUUAAAAAAGGUGUUUUUUUCAAAUGGGCACAGAACUGGUAGAUAAGAUAAAAUGCUUCCAAUGGAUAUUUGUUCUGUUUUUAAUCAGUCACAACAGAGUAGUGUUUAACAAACCUUUAAUUUCAGUAUUUCUUGUAUAAGUAACAAAGACUUGGGUUUGGCCACAAGACACUUGAAAAAAUAUUCUUUGGCUACAAUUGUAUAAUGUUAAGCUUCCCCAAAUGCUUUGUUUACACUUGGAACUGAAGGAAAAGAAAAACCUCCCAGCAUCACAUAGCAAUCUGGCUACGCAUCAGCCUAUACAAUUAGAGAACGCUCCCACUUUUAUCAGUCACUAUCAGUAUUCUCAUGAUAGCAGCAGCAGCUAGGUGUCUGCAAUGUGUGUUCAACCAUACUUAAAUGAAUUGUUUUGAAAACAACUAAAUACAAAGGAAACCAGGAAUCUUGCACAUGGCAGAGAUGGGGGGCUGUGACCCCGGAGUAAGAUUCCUGUAGUCCCUCCUAUUAACCAUGCUGUGCGCUGGCAGUCCCGACAGCACCAGGAGGGCUGCAGGGUCCCCGCCCCAAGCAUAAAAGCAGCAGCAGCCCCCUGCACCGUUGCGUUUGUUUGAUGGCAUGAAUAAAUGGAAUAUUAGCAGCCAUCUAUACACAGGGAAGUGAAGUAAUCCUGACUCCUGUUCAUUGAACCUGUCUUUGGUUGAAAGCUAGAAAAUACACAACCACGUCCAACUUUAAACGCCUUUGAUCAAUACAAAAGUUGU
Molecule: messenger RNA, 5820 nt
Organism: Podarcis lilfordi (Lilford's wall lizard)
Lineage: Eukaryota; Metazoa; Chordata; Lepidosauria; Squamata; Lacertidae
Source: the annotation of a GenBank genome assembly